Musca domestica (house fly) is the source of this 7274-nucleotide messenger RNA. RefSeq names its product zinc finger MYM-type protein 4 (gene woc). The coding region runs from base 779 to 5818 and encodes 1679 amino acids. The transcript is spliced from 12 exons. Gene Ontology annotation, molecular function: zinc ion binding. The record is from RefSeq and is a predicted model, not a curated record. Lineage: Eukaryota; Metazoa; Arthropoda; Insecta; Diptera; Muscidae.
UGUAUUCAAGCAGUCUUGUUCUGUGUGUUUUUUAUUUGGUAGUAAUGCCGAUUAGAUUUUCUUGAUGUGUGUUCCCUAUUUAUCGGGUUAUUUUAACACAAUUCUAGCUUAUAAAAUAUAACAAAUCGCAGAACAAAAACAAGCAUUGAAAUAAAUUUAAUUACAAAAAAAUUUAAUAAAUAAUGUGACAUAAAAAGGCGCAGUGGAAGUGUGUGUGAGUGUAAAAGAAGACGAAAAAAAAACUUGAGAGCAAAUACCUACCAAAGUGACACAAGUAGUGAUUACUCUUACGUUUUGUACGUACAACGACGACGGCGACGAGAACAGGCAGCAUUUUCUUUCCGCGUUUCGCUUGCCAUAUUAUUUCGCCUCAUUUUUAUGAGGUAGACGAGUGAAGAAAACGAAUAAAAGUCGCCAUAAAAGUGUAUAUAUAAUAUUGUAUUAAAGAAUUUCAAUUGGCAAAUUGUAAAGAAAAUCGCAUAAUUGUGUAAAUUUGUGUGGUAAAGGCGUUCGUUUGGCUGUUUGUUUGCGGUGUAGCGCACAUCGAUUGCCGAGUUCCCACUGUGCGUUGCUGUACUUCUAAAAACAUCAACAUCACUCACAUCUGACAAGGGUUUGUGUUGUCUUGUCUCGCCUAUCAUUAAACGAACUUUCGAAAAGAUAUUCUAUUUUGGAUAUUUACCGACUGGAUUCAUUUGGUAAAAUUUAGUAUUUUUCAAAAGUUAAUGUUUAAUUAUUGCCAUUUCUUCACCCAUUUGCUGUAUAAUUUGACACGAACAUGGAGGAGAUAUCAAGUUUAGAUUCAUUUCAAACUGACGAAGCAAAUUCUUCGCUACGCCCCGAAUCGGAGACGACGACGCAACAAUCUGCUGCCGGUGGUGGAGGUGGUGAUGCUGCAGACGGCAAAGAAGCAGCCGCAGCGGCAGCACAAGAGGAACCUGUAACAGAAAGUGGCGAAACAGCCAAGGAUAAUAAUACGGCGGGUGAAGAUUUCGAUCAAAUAUCCGAGGGUACAUUUGAGGUUGACGAAGAUAAUUCACAGGCCACAUCGGCUGGUGGUGGGGGCGGUCAGCAGGAUCAACAGCAGCAGGAGGAAAAUACAGAAGACGGUGGAGAACAUACAGGAGUAGAAGAAGCGACGGGUGGCGAUGAGGGUGGUGGUUCCAAUGAUAACACGGAAUCACAAAGCUUUGAACAAUUCGAUCCAAAUGUGGCCACAACAAAUGCAACAGGUGGUGAACCGGAUGAAUCGGAUAUGUUGGGUGAGGCUGACAACACUUUGCCAAUAGCACAAAAUAACGAAGAGGGAGGCGAGGGAGAUGGCGAGGCGCAAGGGGAGGAAGAAGGAGGAGAAGGUGAGGAAUCCUAUGAUCAAAAUGCCAUGGAUGUUGAUGAUCAUGCCGGCGAAGAUGAUAAUGAUGAUCGGGAGAAAAACACAAACGAUGUCGACGAUCAAGAUGACGAGGAUAUGGAGACCCUGCAGCAGGAAUGUGAUGAAGAAGAAAAAUCACAAAAUGAAAAUAAUGAUGAGGAACCCAAAGAAAAUGCAGCUGCCACAGAUGCAACGAAUGAUGGCAACAAUGAUAAGGCCAAGGAGGCGGGAAAUACCGAAAACAAUGAUGCCGAAGAUGAUGUGGAAAAUGUACAAGAGCCCGAGGAAUCGGAUGUUUGCCUAAUACCCGAUGAUACCGAGUCCACUGUUACCGAUGCCGAAAAGGAACAGGCCAUAUUGGCUCGUGAAAAUGCCGAAAAGGAUACCCCAGAAAAUGCAAAAGAGAAUGAUAAAGAGGCGGAGGAGGGGGGCGAUGCCACUGCUGCUGCGGUAGACAAGGAAAAUGAAGAGGAGGAUGCCACGGAAAAAUCAAAUGUACCCGAAUCAAAUGCUCAAGCUACAAAAAAAGCUGGAGCUGAAGCCGAAGUAGUGAAUACAAUGAAUAAAGAAAAUCAAGAAGAACGUCUUGAAGAUAAUCAAGAAACGAAUGCCGUCGAUCCCGAAGAACCCCUGCUGGAGGAGAUGCACAGUACCAGCGAGACGGGUAGUAGUACAAAAACCAUAAUAUCCUGGAUUGUCACAACCCUCAAGACCUGUGCCCAAUGCAAAGAGGAGAAAAUGUGCGGUUUUCGAUUCCGCUACCCCGAAACCACCGAGGUGGCGUACCUUUGUGACCAAGAUUGUUGUACGGCAUUUUUAGAUGCCAAUACUGGCAAGUAUUUUAUAAGGCGUAAAAAAUUCCUCGUUGAAGAACUCAACACGAGCAAUGAGAGCGACAAAGACGAUGAACACACAUGCCUGCAGUGCAAAGAAUCAAAAGCGUGUAAAUAUUUCUUCAAACAAGACGAAGACACCUUUUACGUUUGCAACGAUGACUGUUUUAAUCUGCUGAGUUCGGAGGAGCCGGAUAAGUUUAAAUUGAAACGUCAUUCCAUACGCGUUCGCAAUAUCGGAGCCACUACCAUAUCCAAUGAUAAUGGUAAAAAAUCCGGCAGCUCAGAGUCGCGGGUUGUGGCUCGCACAGGGGCCGAAGCGGAGGCAGCCAGACUCGAAAGAGCAGCCAGUUUUGUGCGGCGUUGCGCUGAUUGUUUUUCGGAAAUCACCCUGGGCGACAAGAAUCUGAUGUGGGAGACAAUGGAUUUUUGCAAUGAAAUAUGUUUGGGCAAAUAUCAGCGCACCAUUGGGGCCAACUGUCAGACAUGUCAUGGUGAUGUGCCGCAUCCAGCCCUGGGUAAAUACUGUGUACGUUUCGGCUUUGAUAUACGACAAUUCUGUUGUGCCGCCUGCCUAAAUGAGUUCAAGAAGGGUUUGAAAACAUGUUCCUGCUGUCAAAAGGAUAUUUCGUCGGGCAACGAGGGAUUCCUUGCCCCCGUUGGAGACAAGGAGCAAUUUAAGGAUUUCUGUUCUCAGGCUUGUAUGCGACGCUACGACAGCAUUGCUAAUCCGAAAAAGAAGCUGCGUAAUGACAUUUGCGCCGUCUGCAACAAUGACAAGCCGGUGCGUGUUGAAAUCAUCUUGGAUGACAAGGAACACAAUUUUUGUUCGAAUCCCUGCUUUUCAGCCUUUAAAUUUGUUAGCAACAUUGUGGCCGAUCAAUGUGGCAUGUGUUGCAAGUAUUUCGAACGCAAAGCCACGGAAUCCUUUACCAUCUACUCGGAAAAGAGGGCCAAAGUGUUUUGUACUCGUGUCUGUUUGAAUAUUUUCAUUGUGGUAAAUCGCCGUAUUGUCUCCUGCCAAUGGUGCAAGGUGAAGAAAUACAAUUUUGAUAUGAUUCUAAAGCAACAGGAUAAUCAGGAGAUACAAAUGUGCUCGUUAAAUUGUCUCACCCUUUAUGGGGUAUCGAUAAAUGCUUUCUCGCGCACCGUCACCAAGUGUGACAAUUGCAAUACGAUGGCCACGCCUCAAUAUCAUUUGACCAUGUCCGAUGCCUCAAUGCGUAACUUCUGUACAUAUCAAUGUGUUAUGCAAUUUCAAAGUCAAUUUGCCCGGGCGCCACUCACCCUGGAAAGUGAUAGUAAUGCAGCUUCUACGAAUGUAAAUAGCAGCGGUGCGGCCACCAGUACGAAUCAAAAGUCAUCGUCAACGUCCGGGAAACACAGUGCACCCUUCCCAACAGGUUUACCCAAACGUGUUAAACUAAAAGGAAAUCAACAGCAAAAAGGUGGAGCUCAUAUGAAAUUACCUUCAAAACAGAACUCGGCAUCCAAACAGAAACUGCCCACAAUGCCGGUAAUAUCAACAGUGUCCUCAUUGGCCAGCGGUGAAACUGAAACAAUGAUUGGUAAUGUCACUGUGAGACGUACUCGAAUAAGAGGACGAAAGACCGACUCUCCAACGCCGUCUGCCUUACCGCCAACACCACCUCCCCAGGUGCUGGCGAACAAUCAGCAAAAUCAAAGUCAGCCAGUGUUGGGUCGUAGACAACGCAAAGCGGCAGUAAUUGAUAGAUCACUGACACCAUCACCACCUCGAUUGGCAGCACUGAGAAAAAGUGAGCGUGGGAGCACUGCCAGCUCUUCAACAAGUACAACCCCAGCCUUAUCUGGUGGCAAUGUUGGUGAGAAAGUUGUGGAAAAGGUAUCCGUACAAACCGAAACUAAAAUUGUGGCCGUACCUCCGUUGCCGCCUGUUGUGCGCAAUGUCCAAACCAGUUGUAAGCCACAAACAAUAACUGUCGGUUUCCAAACCGAGCCCAAAACCAAUACAGUGGGCACUCAAACCGAUAAGGACUAUUCGAAUAAGGUUUUAAUACCUGUACCCGUGCCCAUAUUUCUACCACAACCUAUGUACAUGUAUUCGGCACCCUUCCCCGUACCAGUUCCUAUACCCCUUCCCAUACCAGUGCCCAUUUUCAUACCGACUACACGUAACUCAGCUCAGGGUAUUAUGAAGGAAAUCAAAAAGAUUCAAGAUAAAAUGCCAGCCGAUCCAUUUGAGGCAGAACUGUUGAUGAUGGCCGAAAUGGUGGCCGAGGAAAAACGGGAAUCUGAUUCAGAUUCGGAAGAUGAAGUUAAACCAGAUCCAGCCGUUGUAUCGUUGCAAUAUAAUAACAGUGUGCAACCGGUUGAUGUUGCCAAUAACUCAUAUGGUGAAGAUGUGCUGCAAAUGGCCCUUAAAAUGGCCACGGGAGAUUAUGAUCAACCCACUAGCACCAUUGAUUUGGAAUCGGCAGUGACGGCAAACACAAUUACCAAUCCUCCGCCGGGUAUAGUGCAGCAUGAUGAUUCCAUGUCACAUAUGAGUGGCCAUCAUAUGCAACAGCAGCAACAGGCCCACCACAUUAUGGAUGCCCAAAGGGGUGGUCGUGGCCGCAAGCGAGGUGCUGUUGUGUCCCUUGUAUCGCCACGCAAUAGCCGCUCCCCCGUCAAGCGACAACGUAUCGACGAAAUGGAACCAUCACCGCAGCCGCCGCCACAACCCAUGCAACCGGUGGAAAAGCCCGAUGCCAAUAUGUGUUUAAAAUUCACAUUCGGUGUUAAUGCCUGGAAGCAAUGGGUCAUGACCAAGAACGCCGACAUUGAAAAGAGUUCCAUGCGACGACGUCCAUUCAAGACCGAAUUACUGCAAAUGACAGCCGAUGAGCUAAACUAUUCGCUGUGUUUGUUUGUCAAGGAAGUUCGUAAACCGAAUGGCACCGAAUAUGCCCCCGAUACCAUAUAUUACUUGGUACUAGGUAUCCAACAGUAUCUGUAUGAAAAUGGACGCAUCGAUAAUAUAUUUACCGAUACCUAUUAUGAACGUUUUACCGAUUGCCUGGAUGAAGUGGCUCGUAAAUUUUCCGUUUUAUAUAAUGAUUCACAGUACAUUGUCACUCGCGUCGAGGAGGAACAUUUGUGGGAGUGCAAACAAUUGGGUGCCCAUUCACCGCAUGUCUUGUUGAGCACAUUAAUGUUUUUCAACACAAAACAUUUUAAUUUAACGACGGUAGAGGAGCACAUGCAAUUAUCGUUCUCACAUAUAAUGAAACACUGGAAACGCACUGGCCAAACGGCCAAAACACCUGGCUCACGUAAUGUCCUACUACGUUUCUAUCCGCCCCAAGCUGGACUUGAAGCUAAUCCACGCAAGAAGAAAGUCUACGAGCAACAAGAAAAUGAAGAAAAUCCCCUACGCUGUCCCGUGCGUUUGUAUGAGUUUUAUCUUUCGAAAUGUCCGGAAAGUGUAAAGACACGUAAUGAUGUAUUUUAUUUGCAACCCGAACGCUCAUGUGUACCCGAUUCACCGGUUUGGUACUCAACACAACCCUUAAGUCAGGAAUCUUUACAGAAAAUGCUGCAUCGCGUUAAAAUGGUGAAAGAAAUCAAUAUAGCUCUAUUGACAAGUUAAUCAUGAAUGACCACAACCACAUGAUAAUGAUUGUAUUGUUUGGAAUACAAAAACGCUAUGGAAUAGACACCCACCAGCGCCUAGACAGACAGACAGAAAAACCAACGAACACCACAAAUUGCUAUCGUGAAGAACAUAACCUAAAAAAAUUGCUGCUUAAAGCUGGCAAUGAUGUUUCUACUAGAAGAUGAUAGAUCAGAAAUAAAUCGGAAAUAAUAAGAAAUGUUGGACUUGAAAACAACAAUAACAACAACAUUAAUCGAUAUGAAGUAAAACAAAAAAAAAAAAUAAAUAAUAAUGAUGAGAGUAAUUGGUACAAUUUUUGUACAACUUUAAAAACAAAAAUAAAAACACGGACACUACACAAAAAAAAACCUAUAUAUAUAGAAGGCAAACACAAAUUUGAUAUUUGUAAUGUUAAUAUUUAUAAUAAAUGGAUUUCUUCUUUGUUUUAUUUUUUUAAUAGCUAUACCUACACAUACGCAUGAAUUUGGGGUUCAUUGGCAAGUUUUGCUUUUUUUUAGAGCGAAACAUUUAUGUAAACUUUAAAUAAAAAUAAUAAUAAUAAUAAUAUCUUGUUUCAAAGUGCAAAGCACACUUUUUUCUUAACUUAAUUUGAUGCCCAACAUUUUCCAUAACUUUUUCUUUGUUUUUUGCAAUACAUUUAUAUUGGGUGUUCGUUUUGUUUUCUAUUUUGAUUUUGAAAUAAAACGUUUGCCAUUGAUUUGUUGUGGUGGACCCCCCAAAUCAUCAAUGAUAAGCAUUUUAGUUUUUAAGGUUUUAUUUUUGUAUUUUAAGGCAUAAUAGAUCAUUUUAUGAUUAUAUUCUGCAUUAAUUAUAGAACUAUACCAACAUACUUGACAUAUACAUUUUUUUUUUUGAAAUAAAAUAUCCAAAUUUUGAUAACAAAUGUUUUAAGGUUAUUAUUUUUUGUUGAGCAUGUAUUUUAAUCACCCUCCUUCUCCUAAUAUCCAACCACAUUUUAUAUGCUCACAUUUUUUAAUGUAAUCUAUUGGAAUUAACUAAUUUUAAAGUUUAUAUUUGCUUCAAAAAAAAAAAAAAAAAAAAAAAAAUGGAUGUAAAAUAUAGUCAUGAUGAUUCUAGAAUUUCUAAAAUAUAGACUAGGAAAACCCGGAACAUGUUUUUGUUUUUCUUUUUGCUCCCUAAUAUAAUGUAUUACAACAAAUUGAUAAAGCAUAAAACAUAAACACACAGCAACUUCAUAUUUUCAAAAUCACAAAAAAAGAAUUUUAAUAAAAUAAAAAAAAAAUAAUUAAUACAUAAAAAUAGAGAGUAUAUGGUGUGUUAGCAAUUAAUAUACAUACAUUUACAAGCAUACAUACAUUAAUACAUAUAUAUUUACAUUUUAAGUGACACUAAUAACGAACACAAAACCAUUGUAAAAUAAUGCAUAAAACUGAAAGAAACAAAAAAAAAAAAAAAAAAAAACAACAAA